AUUUUUACAAAAAUGAAUUUAAUGUUUAAUAUUUUAAAAUUUUAAGUUUUAUCUAAACAAAAAAAAGAUGUGUAAACUACUUAAAUUUAACAGAAUUUAACUUGAUUAAAAUGGACGGAGCGGAUUUUCACUCAACAACAGAUCCCUCCAGUUCAGAUAACAAUUCUGAUAAAAUUUCAGAUAUCGAUCAGGAAGAUAAUGUCAAAUCAAAUGUAAACGGAAGUCGCGGAUACAAAUACAAACUAUGCGCAUUUGUUAUUAUAGCAUCGCUACAAGUUUUUGUAAAUUACAAUAUCGGAGCAGUUCCUAUUAUGCUGAACUGGAUCCAGGAACCGUACAGUUUCAGUAGUACAGAACUGGGUAUAAUGGGAUCCUUACCAUUUGCCGGAUAUCUCAUCUUUUCUCCAUUUGUUUCAAAUAUAGUCCUAACUCACAGUCCGAAAAAAUCAAUAGAAGUUGGGUUAUUUUUCAAUCUUGUAUCAUUAGUGAUUUUCGUACUCUCAUUUAACAAGUAUUUGUUUUUCAUCUCUAAUUUUUGCAUUGGUGCUUCUCAAUCCGCCUUUUCAACAUACUGUCCCAUAUGGGUUGACACAUUCGCUCCCAAAUUUCACAGGAAUCUCUGGAUGUCAAUAAUACAAGGUGGCAUUAUGAUUGGGAUGUCAGUGGGAUACAUCGUUACAUCGGCGUAUUCUUUCAUGGGCGUCAGGGCUUGGAGAUAUAGCAUUUUUACUCAAAUUUUGUACGGAAUAAUUUUAACUAUUUUGUUUUAUUUGAUUCCGAAGGAGUACGUUAACUUUGAUCCAUCCAAGGAUGAAAAUGUCGAUUUUAAUCUUUGCGGUUGUGAGAAGUCAUGUUCCGAUAUUAUUGAAAUAAGCACUGACAAAACUAAUUCCUUAACCAGUAGCAGCGAAGAUCUAUCCAAUGGUAGAGAUCCUCUCCUUAAACGUUAUCGUAGCCUAGAUUUUGUUUCGAAGGUAUCAUCAAUAGGAAUGACCAACAAAUAUAUUUCGAGAAUUAACUCCAGUUUUGAGGGGUUCUCCAGUAAAUCUGAAUAUUCUAAAUGCAAUAAAUGUUUCAUAAACAAUGUUAAAUUAUAUCAGGAAAUAAUGACUGUAAAAAAACUCUCGACGUGGUCAAAAUUUAAGUUAUUAGCUAAACAAAAUAUUUUCAUUUUAACCUGUACUGUAAUGUCUGUAAUUACAUUCGGUUCAGCUGGCUCUCUAUAUUGGAUGACGACAAUAUAUUUAACACAGCUUAAAAUGAGUGAAAAGUUUGUUUACUUCAUAUUUUCUCUUCAAGUAGUAACAGGAAUGAUCUUUGGAACAAUAACAGGAUCAAACCUUAUUGACCAAAUUAUUUAUCAUUAUCCUGAACAUCCACUUCUAGUUGAUAUUACCCUCAUUAUCUACGGAAUAUUUGCUAUAAUAUCUGGAAUUAUACUAAUCGUAUUACAAAUUCCAAUUGUUUACGGAUCUUGUAUUUUUAUUUUAAUAUUUUAUACGGCAUCGAUAAUUCCGACAAUAAUAUUACAAUCUGUUGCAUACCUUCCUCACAGACUUAAACCGGCCGGUUCAACAUUUUUCAUUUGCCAAUAUCAUAUAUUUGGUUUUUCGUUGGGGAUAAUAAUUCCAGGAAUAGCGAUGGAUAUGUUUAACAGUUAUACUGCAGCACUUUGUGUAAUAUAUCUUCCUGGGUUUAUAGGAUUGGCAUCAUUGGUAUCGAUCUUGUGGAUAAAGCGCAAUUCAAUUAAAAAACAAUGAUAAAGGGUUGUUUCCUACUUUCAAUUUCUAUUUAAUCUUAUUUUACUUCUGUCUUAAACAUUCGAAUCAUGAUAAAACUCAACAAAAUAAAACACAACAUUGUCGUUUUCUAAACGUGUAAAGAUGAAUUUGGUACUAAAAUUUU
This is a messenger RNA of Theileria parva strain Muguga, 1905 nucleotides long. Its product is annotated as Major Facilitator Superfamily protein. The transcript has a single exon. The record is from RefSeq and is a predicted model, not a curated record. Gene Ontology annotation, biological process: transmembrane transport. The coding region runs from base 111 to 1760 and encodes 549 amino acids. Gene Ontology annotation, molecular function: transmembrane transporter activity. Gene Ontology annotation, cellular component: membrane. Lineage: Eukaryota; Apicomplexa; Aconoidasida; Piroplasmida; Theileriidae.